This is a messenger RNA of Mollisia scopiformis, 1323 nucleotides long. RefSeq lists its product as uncharacterized. The coding region runs from base 194 to 985 and encodes 263 amino acids. Gene Ontology annotation, cellular component: pericentric heterochromatin; nucleus. Gene Ontology annotation, molecular function: chromatin binding. The transcript has 7 exons. The record is from RefSeq and is a predicted model, not a curated record. Gene Ontology annotation, biological process: negative regulation of transcription by RNA polymerase II; chromatin organization. Lineage: Eukaryota; Fungi; Ascomycota; Leotiomycetes; Helotiales; Mollisiaceae.
CUAUUCUUCUCCAUCAACAUCCUUUCGGACUCCUCAAUAACACCGCAAAGCGUGUUUGUUCGUGGACAUCUUCCUUGCGAUUUCACAUUUGCAAUUUUGAUUGCUGCGGAAGGCCGUCGGGAUCUGUCAAUCUACUUGGCGCACUUUGUGUUCACAAACCAGCCAGCUCGGUACCGCUCUCCUGCAAGCCGGAAUGCCUCCUCAAAUUUACGACGAAGAGGCCUCGGAUUACAUCAGUGAUGCUGAGGAAGAUCCAGCACCCGAGCCCGUCAAGGUGAAGCAAGAAAAGAGAGGCAAGACCAAGACAAGGAUCGAGGAGCCAGAGCCCGAAGAGUCGCUGAUGGUUGAAUCUGAGAACGCGGAGGAAGAUGAAGAUGAAGAAAUUGGUGAAGAUGAAUACGUCGUAGAGAAGAUCACCAGUCAUGCCAUAGACGAAUCCGGUGUUCUGAGAUUCCAGGUUAAAUGGGAGGGAUACGACAAUAAGGAGGACCGAACAUGGGAACCCGAAGACAACUUGUUAGAGACCGCGGAAAAGAUGGUGAACGAGUACCUCGCAUCAGUCGGAGGCAGAGAUCAAAUCUUCACCCAAUGGGAGGAGAAAAAGGCGGAGCUUGCUGAACCAAAGAAAGGAAAGAAACGUGGCCGAGCUAGUUCCGGCGUCGACACACCUACAAACGGCUCAAAGAGAGGUCGGAAGCCAAAAUACGAGCACCCACUUGAUACCACACCACCAGCCAGCGCAUCGCGCGCAGAGUUCCAACCCCCGACUGGAAACUGGGAGAAUGAGGUAGGGGCUAUCGAUGCAUUCGAGGGUACUGAUGGCAAACCUAUGGUCUUUAUUACUUGGAAGACAGGUCAAAAGUCACAACAUCCUCUUGCCCAAGUUUAUAAGCGAUGCCCACAAAAGAUGCUCCAAUUCUACGAACGCCAUCUAGUAUUCAAAAGAAACGACCCCGAACCCAAGCAAGAAUACGACGAAGCAUAGACAUCACCCUAUCUAUGCAACCGCCCCCCAUUCGUUGUACACAAGUAACCAGCCCUUGCACAUUCAAAUCCCUCCUACCUACCUACCUAUCUACCUGCACACUGCCGACCUCUCCGAUGUUAUGAUACACACCUUCUGAACUUGAGCUUUGGGACACACGGCGUUGGAUGGCAAUGGGUGAUAUCUAUGAAGCUCACGUUGAGUUUGGGGUUGACUGAAUGCGAUAUGUAUCAUAAGAGCAAGUAAAAAGAAAAAGCAAGAAGAGGUUUCUUAGCUAGUUAAUUGAGAACUUCUGACCGAUUUGACAUAACCGCAACUUGCUUUGCUAUUCUGCUUCC